UCGUAGGGUUGUGAACUUCGCGCGCGCGCUACCUUCUACUAUAUAAAUCACCACCCAGUCUUCCAUAUUCUUUUCUCUGCAGAUCGCUUGCUGUGAUGUCUCAUCGUAAAUUUUCUGCCCCACGGCAUGGCUCCAAGGGCUUUCUGCCCAAAAAAAGAAGUCAACGUCAUAAGGGGAAAAUCAAGGCAUUUCCAAAAGAUGAUCCCAAAAAGCCCGUUCACUUAACCGCUUUUAUGGGUUAUAAGGCUGGGAUGACUCAUAUCGUUCGCGAAGUUGACAGACCUGGCUCAAAGGUGAAUAAGAAAGAAGUAUUGGAAGGUGUCACCAUUAUUGAAUGUCCACCUGUAGUCUGUAUUGGAAUUACUGGCUACAUCGAUACUCCACGUGGUCCACGUGCUUUCAAGUCUAUUUUUGCUGAACAUCUUGGAGAAGAGUGCAGGCGUCGUUUCUAUAAGAACUGGUCUCGCUCUAAGAGGAAGGCAUAUACCAAAUACGCCAAGAAGUACCAAGAUGCAGCUGGCAAGAAGAGUAUUGAAAAGGAUUAUCAAAAGCUGAUCCGUUAUUGCAACACCAUUAGGAUUAUCGUCCAUACUCAGAUUCGCCAACUCAGGAAGCGUACCAAGAAGGCACAUAUUUGUGAAAUUCAGCUGAAUGGUGGCACCACUGAAGAUAAGGUGAAGUGGGCUAGAGCCAACUUGGAGAAGCCAAUAUCCAUUGCUGAUGUCUUCCAGCAAGAUGAAUUAAUUGAUGUAAUUGGUGUGACCCGUGGCAAGGGUAUGAAAGGUGUUACAUCUCGUUGGCAUACCAAAAAACUGCCCAGGAAAACUCACAAAGGUUUGCGAAAAGUUGCUUGUAUUGGUGCUUGGCAUCCUAGCAGAGUCCAGUAUUCUGUAGCAAGAGCUGGUCAGAAAGGUUAUCAUCAUCGUACUGAGAUCAACAAAAAAAUCUAUCGUGUUGGUCGUGGUAUUCACACCCAUGAUGGUAAAGUAGUAAAGAACAACGCUGCUACUGAAUAUGAUCCAACUGACAAAUCCAUCACUCCUGUCGGUGGCUUCCCCCACUAUGGUAAAGUGAAUCAAGAUUUCCUGAUGUUAAAAGGCUGUGUUAUGGGACCCAGAAAAAGGAUUCUUACUAUGCGUAAGUCUCUCCUGACUCACUUCAAGCGUAAGGCUCUGGAGAAGAUAACAUUGAAGUUUAUUGACACUGCCAGUAAAUUUGGAAAUGGUCGCUUCCAAACAUUGGCUGAGAAGAGAAACUUUAUGGGUCCCCUCAAAAAGGAUCGUCUUAAGGAGGAAGCUACAUAGUGUUUGAAAAGUCAAUAAUAAAAAAAGUGACCAUA
Octopus bimaculoides (California two-spot octopus) is the source of this 1339-nucleotide messenger RNA. Its product is annotated as large ribosomal subunit protein uL3. The record is from RefSeq and is a predicted model, not a curated record. Gene Ontology annotation, cellular component: ribosome; cytosolic large ribosomal subunit. Gene Ontology annotation, biological process: translation. Gene Ontology annotation, molecular function: structural constituent of ribosome; RNA binding. Lineage: Eukaryota; Metazoa; Mollusca; Cephalopoda; Octopoda; Octopodidae.